ACUGCGGACACGGUACAGGAGAUGACCAGAGACUGCGGACACGGUACAGGAGAUGACCAGAGACUGCGGACACGUAGUACAGGAGAUGACCAGAGACUGCGGACACACGGUACAGGAGAGGACCAGAGACUGCCGACACGGUACAGGAGAUGACCAGAGACUGCCGACACGGUACAGGAGAUGACCAGAGACUGCCGACACGGUACAGGAGAUGACCAGAGACUGCGGACACGGUACAGGAGAUGACCACAGACUGCGGACACGGUACAGGAGAUGACCACAGACUGCGGACACGGUACAG
Staurois parvus is the source of this 301-nucleotide messenger RNA. The record is from the annotation of a GenBank genome assembly. NCBI's taxonomy places the organism in Eukaryota, Metazoa, Chordata, Amphibia, Anura, Ranidae.